AUGGAGACGCUGUUCCGCCUGCCCUUCGCCGUGCUCGAGUGCCCCAACAUCAAGCUGAAGCGGCCGAGCUGGGUGCACAUGCCCUCGGCCAUGACCGUGUACGCGCUGGUGGUCGUGUCCUACUUCCUCAUCACCGGAGGAAUUAUCUAUGACGUGAUCGUGGAGCCUCCGAGCGUGGGGUCGAUGACAGACGAGCACGGGCAUCAGAGGCCGGUGGCUUUCUUGGCAUACAGAGUAAAUGGACAGUAUAUUAUGGAAGGCCUUGCAUCCAGCUUCCUCUUCACAAUGGGUGGCCUAGGAUUCAUAAUUCUGGAUCGAUCCAAUGCACCAAAUAUCCCCAAGUUAAAUAGGUUUCUUUUGCUCUUUAUUGGAUUUGUUAGUGUGCUUUUGAGCUUCUUCAUGGCCAGAGUUUUCAUGAGGAUGAAAUUACCGGGCUACUUGAUGGGUUAGUACCUCCUGUGCUGUGUGAAAGUUUGAGCUGAAUUUACUCCUCUUCACGAAGUGUUUUAAGAAGAAACAGCAAGAAACAAGUUCCAUAGUCACCAUCAACAGCAAAGAGACCUGGCCAUGAGAAACACCUAAGGAAAGAGUGCUUUCUCUGCAAACUCUCACUACCAGUGGCUGAUCUGUAGUUUCAAGCAAUGUUUUAUCAUUUCUGAUGUAGAGCUUUUGAAAAAGAGAAAGUUAUAUAGCGGAGUAUUUCUUUUAUAUUCCAUUUCAGUAUGAAGUAGAGAAUCUCCCAUUAGCUCUACCUGAAAUGAGUAUUUGCCAUUGACGGUUCUUUGUUGCAGGUCUGUCUCCUCUUCCCUCUUUUGUGUGGGACAAUUAUGUAUGUGAAUCAGAGAAGAAACACUCAAAACAUUGAUUUCCAAGUUGUAAUCAGAUAAUUAGUAACUUUGGAUGUUUGACAGCCAGAAUACGUGUCUGAAAUUAUUGUGAAGGCAUCUUUGGCCUUGGUAUUAAUGAUAUUAAUGCUCUAUGUGAGCAAAUCCAGACAUGCACUGGGAAGGGCAGAUUGUAUGAAUGUGCAUUUUUUUUUUUUAAGAAAAAGUGUACAAAAGGAGCCAAAUAAAACUUAUUUUCUAAAAAAUUAUUUUAAUUUUGCGCAACUUGUAAAGCUUUUUCUUGUUUGCAUGGACUGUUCUGCAUUCAUAGAUGAGGUGCCAUACCAUGAACAAGUAAUUUCAGCAUUGUUUUUUAAAUACUGAUUUUUUUC
Molecule: messenger RNA, 1216 nt
Organism: Ficedula albicollis (Collared flycatcher)
Lineage: Eukaryota; Metazoa; Chordata; Aves; Passeriformes; Muscicapidae
Gene: OSTC
Product: oligosaccharyltransferase complex subunit (non-catalytic)
Exons: 4
Coding region: 1-450 (149 amino acids)
Cellular component (GO): oligosaccharyltransferase complex
Source: RefSeq, a predicted model, not a curated record